Messenger RNA from Arachis duranensis, 1419 nucleotides. RefSeq names its product transcription repressor OFP16-like. The record is from RefSeq and is a predicted model, not a curated record. Bases 177 to 869 code for a protein of 230 amino acids. NCBI's taxonomy places the organism in Eukaryota, Viridiplantae, Streptophyta, Magnoliopsida, Fabales, Fabaceae. The transcript has a single exon. Gene Ontology annotation, biological process: negative regulation of DNA-templated transcription.
GAAGGUCUUCUACUACUUAACUUAUCCUUGCUAUUGGGUUGUUUACAUUGAUUUGAUUAUUACUCUAGUGUGGGAAAAUCAACAGUAGUACUAGCUGUACAAUAUAUAUAGUUAGUAGUAGUUUCUAUAUUUUAAAUCUUCCAUUAUUCAUAGUUUCUUUGAAACUGACACAAACUAUGCGAAGAAGAAGAAGGAACAACCUCACGCACUUGGACCAAUGCUUCUCAAAUUUCAUAAACCCUUUCAUUCUUCAUCAAUCUCAAUUAUCCCCUAAUAAUAAUAAUUCCCCGCCAUCAUCCAUCGUCCAUCACGAUCGCCAGAUCAAUCACAACCGUCCAUCAUCAUCAACCUCAAUCAUCAAGAACUUCAACACUAUCUACGACAAUAACACCACCGAACCCGAACCCGAACCUGAACCCGAACCUGCAGACUUCGCCACCGCAUUUGCCUCCCAACGCUUCUUCUUCUCCUCCCCCGGUCGAUCCAACUCCAUCGUCGAAUCCACCCCGUCCUCUUCCUCCUCUUCAUCACUAACUUCGUCGUUAACCACCACUGCGCCGGCGGAAGCUUCCUCGGCUUCGGCCGGCGACGAAAGUAAGGCGGUGUUGUUUGAGGGGAGCGUGGCGGUGCCGACGUACUCGCCAGAUCCUUACUUGGACUUCCGGCAAUCGAUGGAGGAGAUGGUGGAGGCUCGACCGGAGCUCAUGGCGGACGUGAAGUCCAACUGGCACGUGCUGCAAGAGCUUCUGAUGUGCUACCUUGCUCUGAACCCGAAGAGCACGCACAAAUUCAUUCUCGGUGCCUUCGCUGAUCUUCUCGUUACACGCAUGGCGUUUUCUGACGGUGGCGGUGGCGGUGGCGAAGAAUAAGUUGUGUGGGUACGUAACGUAAUUACUCUAUAUUGCAUAUGUAAGUUGAGAAGGUAACACGUGGGUGACAGAUAAUCAUUGUCUCAUUAAUUAAUGCACUCCCUUCACCAAUCACCAUUCACCAUUUUAUUAUUAUUAUUAUUAUUCAAUUGUGAGUAUGUACCGCCAAGUGACGUCUUUUCUUUUUUAUUAUAUAUAUCUCUUCAUUUUGUGGGUGGAUGAGUAGAACUGCGAUGUGAAGCCUGAACCCAAUUUUAGUUGCGUUGUUGGUCCCCGUAGCCAUGCAUUUCUUGUCUUCUACUACUCCCUUAUCCCUCCAUCUCCACUUCAUUUAUAAUUCUUGUUUUAUUUCACAAUUUGGAAAUUCAACAAGGCCUACCUUCAUCAUCAAUCACAUGCAUUAACACUAAAUCUUGUAAGGAGAAACUAUAUAUUACUGCUAGCUCCCCUUUUAAACGUCAUAUAAAUUACACUAUCCAUCUCUAUUGUUACAAGUAUUUGGUAACGUAACUCUUCAAUCAUGCGUACUCACUUGUUAUUUCUCACCAAU